Messenger RNA from Macaca mulatta (Rhesus monkey), 2167 nucleotides. RefSeq lists its product as uncharacterized. The record is from RefSeq and is a predicted model, not a curated record. NCBI's taxonomy places the organism in Eukaryota, Metazoa, Chordata, Mammalia, Primates, Cercopithecidae.
AUGCCCUGGUCACAAACACCUGCCUGCAUUGCUGACCACAGGCCUGGCCUGGAGAAACCCACACCCUCUUCAGGGAAGAGAGCAAGGGGCUUGGCAGUGCCUGAAGCCAGUGAGCUGGGGACUCACAACCGGGACACUCAGGGCAGGCCCCAGCAUGGCACAGGGCCAAAUUCUCCCCUUUGUCACUGGCCACAUACUGCGGGGGGAGGGGCUGGAGGAGUUGGGGCACCUGCAUUUGGCCUGCAAGGAAUCUGGGUCCUGCUGGCUGUGGGUGACCACAGAGGGCCAUGUGGGCAGGGCACAUUCAUGGGCCCCCCAGGCCAAGCUCGUCAGGGAGAGGGGAAGGGCCAGGAAGCCUCAGCCCAGACCACGUAUGGUGGGAAUAGUCCACACAGGAGGGGCCAGAACCGUCUAGAAGGCCCUGGCACACAGGUCUGCUGCAGCAGAGCCAGGAGGGCACCGGGGUGUGCAUGUCCAGGGCAGAGGAACCACGUGGGGCUCAGUCAGCAGUCGGGGUCAGGCCUGGUUGGUGGCACUGAGGACCCUGAAGGCUUGGCCCCGCCUCCGGGAGCUGGCUCUCCAUAUGGUCACAGCAAAAGUAGGGACCAGAGGGGGCCAGAGACAGGGGGCCGCACCCAACCCUCUCCUCGCUGCUCCCCUCCCCCUUACCACCCUGUCCAGUGGUGUCCGCGCAGAUGGGGGUGUGAGGGGCGUCCACACCUGGCCUGCAGUGGCUGCCCGGCUUCCUGCUAGGGAGAUGGGGCCGGUGCUGAUGGGGAACAGCUGUUGUGGGGGCAGCCAGAGGAAACCACGUUCCCGCGGGGUGAGCUCAUGGUUUACGCGUUCCCUGCCAAAUCCAUAACAUCCUGGAGGCAGAAGCGCAGAGGCCAAGCCUGCCCCUGCCUCCACUGAGCCUCGCCUGCUCUGACACAAGGGCCACUCAGCCAUCCUCACUCAGCCUGCACCUCCUGUCCUGAAGCUCCCUCCUCCCUCCGCGUGCUCCCCCUGUCAUUUACGCCCCGGCCCCGACCCACCCUGCUCACCCCUGAAGCUUCUCUGGGUCCUGGACUCCGUUCCGCAGGCUGGAUGCCUUCUCAACUGUCCGUGGCGCCUGCCUGGUCUCUGGGGUGUUCAGUGAGGGGUGACCAGGAAGAAUGUGUUGGAGACAGUGGACAGGGAAGCGUCUCUGUCUCUCACCCCUUAACUCACAGCAGCCCCUCUGGGCGGGCACAACCAUCACUGCAGCCGCAGAUGUAGAAACUGAGGCACACAGACGCGAUGUGGCUGCCCCUGUCUGGUAACUGGUGGCCAGGAUUGGAGCCUGGGUCCAAGCUGCCUGUUUUUUCUUUCCUAGGCCGUGCACCUUUCUCCUGGGAUAGCUGGAGGUGAUUUCAUGGAACCUGGAGGCUGGGCUUCAGGUUGGCAGGAGAGGCUCCCGGCUGGGCCUUCGCCGUGGCUCUGCUCCCUGAUCUCCUUGCUUGAGCGGUGGGGGCCCUGCGUCCUCUCACACCCACCCCCACCUGUCUUGCAAAAUUGUCGGAGGCUUUUAUCACCUGGAGACACUGUUCCUGCCAGCUCCGGCCCCUUCUCCUGCGAUGGCGUUGCCUGUCCCUGCCGCAGCAAGCCCAUCUUCCAGCCAGGCCAGGCCCUGACCAAUGGCUAACCACGGAACGCACGUGGCAACAUGGGCCAUGUCUCACAUGUGGUCUUGGAAAACAUGGCCUCUACCCUCCUGCCCCUGCCCAGGCCCCUCCUGCCAGCUGGACGUGGGCAUUUCUGCACCCAUUGGAACCUUGCAGCCAGGAAAGAUGCCUGGAAGGCUAGAGGAGAGGCAUGAUUGCGGGACCCCAUGUGUGGUGACAGAGCAGCCCACCCAGCCGUUCUCAGCCACCAUGUGAGAAAGAAAUGAUGCCUCCAUCGAGUUCCCCAUGCCAGGAGCUGCUCCUUACAGCAUCCUAACCUUCACCCCAACUACUCAGUUGCCAUGGCAAAUGGAAUAUUUUGGCUUUUUUUCUUUAAUUCCCAAGUGAUUAUUGCUAGAGGAGUGAGAAGUUACUAAUUUUUGUAUAUUCAUCUUGUAUUAAAUGUUUUUUACUGAUUUUUAAUUUUAAUUUUUUUUGAGAUGGAGUUUCAGUCUUCUGGCCUAGGCUGCAGUGCAGUGGUGCGA